CAGGCCUCUUUCUGCAAACGGCCGUGCUGGGGAGUGGUUAGCCCUCCGUUGUCACCCGCCGUUCUCAGCUGGAGACGACUGGAACCCCCGGAAGGGAGGAAAGGGGCCGGCGAAGGCGGCGGUGACUCAGACCGCAGGACUGGGAACGCGAGGGUUAAACGGGCUGGGCUGGUGGCGCUCCGCCCCGCCAGGCCCCGCCCACGGCGGCCGCGGCUGGCCGGCAUAUUUAUAGAGGCGGUGCCGGGCGCGCCGGGGCGUCCCUGUGACCCGCAGCCCCGCGUCAUGGAGCGGCCGGCGCCUUCGGCCGUGCUGCCCUUCUCGGAUCCCGCGCACGCCCUGAGCCUGCUGCGCGGCCUGAGUCAGCUGCGCGCCGAGCGCAAGUUCCUGGACGUGACCCUGGAGGCGGCGGGCGGCCGCGACUUCCCCGCGCACCGCGCCGUACUGGCGGCCGCCAGCCCCUACUUCCGCGCCAUGUUCGCGGGCCAGCUGCGCGAGAGCCGCGCCGAGCGCGUGCGCCUGCACGGGGUGCCGCCCGACAUGCUACAGCUGCUCCUGGACUUCAGCUACACCGGCCGGGUGGCGGUGAGCGGCGACAACGCCGAGCCGCUGCUGCGCGCCGCCGACCUGCUGCAGUUCCCCGCCGUGAAGGAGGCGUGCGGCGCCUUCCUGCAGCAGCAGCUCGACCUGGCCAACUGCCUGGACAUGCAGGACUUCGCCGAGGCCUUCAGCUGCUCCGGGCUGGCGAGCGCCGCGCAGCGCUUCAUCCUGCGCCACGUGGGCGAGCUGGGCGCCGAGCAGCUGGAGCGGCUGCCGCUGGCGCGCCUGCUGCGCUACCUGCGCGACGACGGGCUGUGCGUGCCCAAGGAGGAGGCGGCCUACCAGCUGGCGCUGCGCUGGGUCCGCGCCGACCCGCCGCGCCGCGCGCCGCACUGGCCGCAGCUGCUGGAGGCGGUGCGCCUGCCCUUCGUGCGCCGCUUCUACCUGCUGGCGCACGUGGAGGCCGAGCCGCUGGUGGCGCGCUGCCCGCCUUGCCUGCGCCUGUUGCGCGAGGCCCGCGACUUCCAGGCGGCUCGCUACGACCGGCACGACCGCGGUCCCUGCCCCCGCAUGCGCCCGCGCCCGUCCACCGGCCUGGCCGAGAUCCUGGUGCUGGUGGGAGGUUGCGACCAGGACUGCGACGAGCUGGUCACGGUCGACUGCUACAAUCCGCAGACCGGCCAGUGGCGCUACCUGGCCGAGUUCCCCGAUCACUUAGGCGGGGGCUAUAGUAUCGUGGCGUUGGGCAACGACAUCUACGUGACGGGCGGGUCUGACGGCUCCCGGCUCUAUGACUGCGUGUGGAGAUACAACUCAAGUGUCAACGAGUGGACAGAGGUAGCGCCCAUGCUCAAGGCCCGAGAGUACCACAGCUCCUCCGUGCUAGAUGGGCUUCUGUACGUGGUGGCAGCUGACAGCACGGAGCGCUAUGACCAUGCCACCGAUUCCUGGGAGGCCCUGCAGCCCAUGACCUACCCCAUGGACAACUGCUCUACCACUGCCUGCCGAGGCCGCCUUUAUGCCAUCGGCUCCCUGGCAGGCAAGGAGACCAUGGUGAUCCAAUGCUAUGACCCAGACACCGAUCUGUGGUCGCUGGUGAACUGUGGCCAGCUCCCACCCUGGUCCUUUGCACCCAAGACUGUGACUUUGAAUGGACUCAUGUACUUUGUCAGGGAUGACUCUGCCGAGGUGGAUGUAUACAACCCCACUAAAGACGAAUGGGACAAGAUCCCAUCUAUGAAUCAGGUACACGUCGGGGGCAGCCUGGCCGUCCUGGGAGGCAAACUCUAUGUCUCUGGGGGGUAUGACAACACCUUUGAACUCUCAGAUGUGGUGGAGGCCUAUGACCCAGAGACCCGGGCAUGGAGUGUGGUGGGGCGGCUUCCAGAGCCCACCUUCUGGCAUGGCAGCGUGAGCAUCUUCCGCCAGUUCAUGCCACAGACGCCGGCAGGGGGCCGAGGCUUCGAGCUGAACAGUGGCAGCAGUGACGUGGACGCAGGUUACCACAGGCUGCCACAGAACCCUGAGGAGCUGCACUAGCCCAGGCCUGGCCCAGGGGAGGGCCUUGGCGCAAGGGGCCUGGCACCUGCAGAGGGGUGGCUCCAGGGUGCUUAGUGAGCCCCUAGACGCACCAUGGAAAGGUUUCUGUGCAUUCGGAGCCUAUGUCACAGCUUCUGGGGACUAAGCCAGUGGUGACCACCGUCAUGUAUCAGCCUUCAGAGGUGACCUCCAGCUCGCUGCAGCUCACCAUGCAGGGUGCCUCUCCUCGCUGACCCGUCCUGGGCCUGUGGGCUCCCAGGGCAGAAGGUCCUGUAAUGGUCAGAAAGUGGCCUGGCCUGGAGCGGUGGGAAUCCAGGAAGACAGAGGCUACAGUGAAGUGCUCCAUGCCCCACCCAGUACCAGGGAUCCUCCAGUGCUGCAGGUAGAGGGGUGUUCACACCACUGUUGGUGUCUCACCAUACAGGAGUUAAGCACUGGACAACUGUCAUAGUGUGAGUCCAAGCUCUGCUCCCACAGCACAUGUUCUCGCCCAACAAGGAGGCCCUCCCUGGGACUCCUUCCUGGAGAGCGGGGACAAAGCUCAUAAAGCUGGCUUGCUGUGGCUCCUCCUGACACUUGGCUAAGUGGGCCUGGGAGCAGAGACUCCUGCUUCUAAGGCGAGCCGAGUGGGGCGGCCCCAGCACGUGGCUAUAUGUUUGAAAACCUUGUGGUUUGACCUCGAAAAGCAGCAGAGUUGGGAGCAGUAAGACAAGUUGGCUUUGUCUGACUUGAAGGUGUAGAAGCCAUUGUUGGGAGAAUUUUUCUGCUGUGUGUGGAAAACCUAGGAUUUUUAGGGUCGUAGGGCCAGGGACAUAAAUACUAGGGCACCUGGGUCACGGCUUAGGGGAUGCCGUGUUUCUUUGUGACUUUGAAUGGUGUCAUGGGUUUGGGAGCCGAGACCCCCUCAUACCCAGUGGGCUUGGCUAGGGUUGGUUUUCUUUUUGAGGAAGAGGCCAUUAGGACUUUUUGUUAUAGACAAAGCCAAAGUUCAGAGUUGCCUUUUUCUAGCGAACUCAAGCGCGGUGAGGCACAGAAGUUUACCCCAUCACAUGCCUACUGCUCUCUUCUUGGCCCCUGGCAAGAGAGGCUGCCUUAGUCUCCCAGGUACCCACCUGCUUCCUGUUCGCCGUGCACUGCAGAUGUCAAUCCUGUUGGUUUUGAAAGCCAUGUUUUAGAAUGCUGUGCUGGGCACCUGACCUUGGGAGAGACGGUAGGUAGGCAGUGCUGUCCCAACCCAGGCCCACUGGUGACCUAGAGUUCCCUUGGCGAUGUGCACCGGUGGAUUGCUAAGUUUUCUGGUGCCGCCAGCCCAUGCCUCAAGUGCCUCUUCUCUGAACCUUAAAGAGCUGCCUCCUAGGGCUACCCAGAGUUGUUGAUGCUCUGCUAGGGGUGCCUCACCACAGCAGGGUGGGGUCCUGUGUGUGUGUGUGUGUGUGUGUGUGUGUUACUGAUGUCAGUGCUGGGGACAGUGUUGUUCAGUCCUCUUGGGGACAGGCUAGGAGGCUCUCCAGAGGAAGGGCACAACCUGCAGAAGUCACUGCAGUGCAGUGCACACUUGCACAGGGCCCCUCUUCCUUGCUCCAGAGCUACUCAGGUUUCCACAUCAGGGCCCACUGAAACGAAGGAUAGUAAAAAGUAGACACUUCCUGUGGACCCACUGGGAGUCCAGGACUGUCCCUCCCUCGGCUUCACCUUUGCCACUGGCUCUGGGCUGUAACUCACUGCAUAACACACGUCUCUACACUAACGGAUUGAAGCUGGGCCACUGGGGUAUGGGAUUGAUUGUCCCCGUCACGUGUAUAAAGCUUUUAUAUGUUAGGACAAAAUUAAGUUAUGAGAAGUUCUGUGCCUGGUAUUGAUGCUGAUCUAUAAGGGAUUUUUCUUAUAUUUAUGACUUCAGAGACUUAGGAAAGAGGAUGGCACUCAGGCACCAGUGGCUGGGCAGAUUUGUAUAUUUAUUUUUGUCUGGUCUAUAGCUUCUGUGUCCAGCGUCCUAAGACGUUGGGAUGCUUCCCUAAUUUUUGAAAUAAAAUGUUUCCUAUA
Molecule: messenger RNA, 4119 nt
Organism: Mastomys coucha (southern multimammate mouse)
Lineage: Eukaryota; Metazoa; Chordata; Mammalia; Rodentia; Muridae
Gene: Klhl21
Product: kelch like family member 21
Exons: 4
Coding region: 283-2076 (597 amino acids)
Biological process (GO): protein ubiquitination
Molecular function (GO): protein binding
Source: RefSeq, a predicted model, not a curated record